UUCUCCGCUCCUUUGUCCCUCCUCCACCAAUACUACUCGUCCUCGCGCCGCAGUCGGUCCGUCCUCGCGUCCCGCUUUAUACACAGGAUGACUCACAACAACCUUCACUUCACCCUAACCUUCAUUUAACCCAGCCGGUGUGUAACACUGCGCCCCGUGUGCAGCAUUCACUCCCGGGGGCAGCAUGAUACCCGACGCGCCGGCGGCCGCUACUGCAGCAGCAUCCGCGAGUAACGGCAGCAGCGAAGGCGAAAGCGCGCGGCACAGACACCGAGCUCCGGGAGACGCGGCAGCGGCGGCGGAGCAACAGCAGCAGAGCGCGGCCCCGCAACACACAUCAUCUGGUGUUUUGGAUAAGCUGUUUGGAAAGCGACUGCUGCAGGCCGGGAGACACAUCAUGUCCCAUAAAUCCUGGAUGAAGACGGUGCCCACAGAGAACUGUGAUGUCCUUAUGACUUUUCCAGACAGCACAGACGACCACACGCUCCUCUGGCUGCUCAACCGCAUACGACUCUGCAUCCCAGAACUCAUCAUCCAAAUCCGCCAUCACAAACGUACCAGAAUGUACGCCUUCUUCGUCACAGCCACAUAUGAAAAUCUUUUACGAGGGGCAGAAGAAAUGGGACUGCAGAAAGCUGUGAAGCCAGAGUUUGGCGGUGGCUCUCGGAGCUUCUCCUGUGAGGAAGACUACAUCUACGAGAACAUUGAGAGCGAACUCUGUUUCUUCACCUCACAGGAACGUCAGAGCGUUAUCAAAUACUGGCUGGACAAUCUCCGAGCUAAACAGGGCGAGGCCCUACACAACAUCAACUUCCUGGAAGGGCAGCCAAUCAUUCCCGAGCUGAGGGCGCGAGGCGUCAUCCAGCAGGUCUUCCCACUUCACGAGCAAAGGAUUCUGGGACAGCUGAUGAAGUCUUGGGUGCAAGCGGUGUGUGAAAAACAGCCACUUGAUGAUAUUUGUGACUAUUUUGGGGUGAAGAUUGCCAUGUACUUUGCCUGGCUGGGUUUCUACACCACCUCCAUGUUGUAUCCAGCUGUUAUUGGUUUUGUACUGUGGAUGCUCACAGAAUCAGAUCAGACCAGCAGGGAUAUCUGUUGUGUGGUGUUUGCACUAUUUAAUGUGGUGUGGGCCACGCUGUUCCUGGAGCGCUGGAAGCGCAGAGGGGCGGAGCUCGCGUACAAGUGGGGUACGCUGGACACACCUGCCGAAUCACUGGAGGAGCCCAGACCUCAGUUCAGAGGUGUAAAGCGUUGCAGUCCAGUAACGGGCUGUGAAGAGUUUUAUUACCCGCCGUGGAGAAGGAGAGUGUUCAGAUGGCUGGUCAGCGUUCCUGUCUGUAUAUUAUGUCUUUGCUUUGUGUUUCUGGCCAUGCUCAUCUGCUUUGAGCUUCAGGAAUUCGUAAUGGGAAUUAAGGAGCUUCCUCGUGUAGCAAGAUUCAUCCCUAAAAUCAUGCUGGCCAUCACUGUGACGGCGUGUGAUGAGGUGUACAGAAAGAUUGCCUGCUGGCUAAAUGACAUGGAAAACUACAGACUCCAGAGUGCCUAUGAGAAAAAUCUCAUCAUCAAAAUGGUUCUUUUUCAGUUUGUAAAUUCAUAUCUCAGCCUUUUCUAUAUUGGAUUCUACCUCAAAGACAUGGAGCGUCUGAAAGAGAUGCUGGCCACACUUUUGAUUAUUCGGCAGUUCGUGCAGAACAUGAAGGAAGUCCUGCAGCCGUACCUCGCCGAGCGACACCGGUUGGGCGAGCUCACGCUGCGAGCGGUAUGGGAGCUGCUGGUCUCUGCGUUGCUCAAGUAUGGCCGACUCGCAGCUGGGCGAGCGCAAGUCUCACCCAGCGACCCCGGCAUACCCGGGUCAGGUCUACAUGCCCCACAGAUGGGUGAGGAGAUCCCGGCAGAGAAGCGAGAACGCAAGUGUCUGAACGGUGGCUGUGGCGUCCCAGAUGAAGACGUGGAGGAGGAGACAAGAGAGAGUAACAGCGAAGAAGAGAACGAAUCGGAGAGCCUCAUCGAUUGUGGCCUGAAGCUGCGUAAGGUCAGUUUCAUUGAGAAGGUGGAGCGCAAGUCUGCGAGCUGCGUUAACCCGAUGGAGGACAGUUUCAUGGAGGAAGGGAGUCCGACCAUGGUGGAGAGGGGCAUGGAUCCCUCCUCGGUUUUUGAGAUGUGUGACGAGGACGAUGAAAACGGGGUGCCGGAGAUGAAGGAACUGGGAACUGAAACGCUUCCAACGGGGGUGGAGAGCAGCACGUCAGUCAGGAUCAGGAAAAGGGGGAGGAGCUUGGAAAGAUCGGACAGUAAGACGAAGAAAGAUUCGUGGAUGGAUCCGCCAGAGGAGCAAGAAUCCACAACGCUCACGCAGGCCGAGGUGGAGAGCUGCAUGCAAAUGAAUCAGGACACGUUUCAGGACUACCAAGAGAUGUUUGUUCAGUUUGGAUAUGUAGUGCUUUUCUCAUCCGCCUUCCCAUUGGCCGCCAUGUGUGCCCUCAUCAACAACAUCAUUGAGAUCCGCAGUGAUGCGUUCAAACUGUGCACCAGCCUCCAGAGACCUUUUGGCUUGAGGGUGGGGAACAUCGGACAAUGGCAGACAGUGAUGGAAGCCAUGGGUGUGAUUGCCAUCAUAGUAAACUGUUACCUGAUUGGUCAGUGUGGUCAGCUGCAGAGACUGUUUCCAUGGCUUAGUCCUGAAAUGGCCAUCAUCUCCAUUGUCAUCCUAGAGCACUUUGCAGUACUACUGAAAUAUGUCAUUCAUAUUGCAAUACCAGACAUCCCCAGUUGGGUGAGAGAAGAAAUGGCCAAACUGGAGUUUCAGCGCAAAGAGGCGUUCAAGAAGCACGAGCGUCAAGCGCAGCAGCAUUUCCAGCAGCAGCAGAGAAGGAAGCGCGAAGAAGAGGACCGGCAACGUCAGGCGGAGUAUCAGGCCCGCCGCGAUCGGGACGACGGACGUUCGGACUCCGGAGGUAGCGACCACCAUCACGACAAGAGCCAAAGUGGGAAAUCCAGAUCUGGGGGUAGUGGAGGGGCAUCUGGCGGGGAAAAGCCCAAGCGACCCAGCUCACUUCUGGGCAACAACAACGUCAUGAAACUGAAGCAGAUCAUCCCACUGCAAAGCAAGUUCACUUCCGGCACAGCCCGUUCUCCGCAGUCGCCCACAGGGAACGAGCCCAAGCUACCGGGAUUCCUCAGCUUCAAGUUCCUGAAGUCUCCUGAGAAUAAGAAAGAGGCAGCAGCUGCUUCCACAAGCGCAUCAGUAGCUCCUCCACCCCUGGAGCGGUCACAAUCCCCCAACAAGUCCUUCAACCCCAGUAAACUCUUUAACUUUGGGAAGUCAGAAGGAGGGCCGUGCGUAAAUGGGGCUCAGCCCUCAAAACCAGGGGAUGGGGGACAGACGCAGGACAAACCGACCACAAAGUCCGACCUCAAUGGGGUUCCGGAUGAAAUCCCAUCCCCCUGUACAGAGAAUGGGGAAAAUGGAUCCUCAUCCGAUGCUGAGCCAUCAGGCUCUAAAAUGUAACAAGAACACAAAAAAGCACCAGUGUGAGAACCUACUUAGUAACACA
This is a messenger RNA of Misgurnus anguillicaudatus (oriental weatherfish), 3554 nucleotides long. The record is from RefSeq and is a predicted model, not a curated record. Lineage: Eukaryota; Metazoa; Chordata; Actinopteri; Cypriniformes; Cobitidae.